GGGACAUUAAUGAGUGACGGAUCAUCCAUGCGGAAGUUAGUUUUGUUAUCACCUGCAAGAAGGUGGAUGUAACUACUCCAAACUAUCUAACGCGUCCAAAUAGAUAGAUAAAUAGAAGGUUUAUUGUGAACACAGCGGCUACACGAAGAUUGUAUCUGUCAGUGUGCAGUAAGUUAAAGCGGAAAUGUCAAACAUUAAAGAGUACGUGGAUAAACUGGCUCGUGUUUAUGAGCGAUACACCGAGUACGUGAAGAGAAACCCGGCCGCGACAGCCCAGCUGGAGAGCACGGUCCGGACCCUCUCCUACCUGAUCGCAGGGCGAUUUGCUGAUUCUCAUGAAAUAUCGGAGCUAGUGUACUCCGCCUCCAAUCUCCUGGUGCUCUUCAACGACAGUAUUCUGCGUAAAGGGCGGAGAUGUGUCUUCCCCGUGUCCCUCUCUCAGCAGAGACUCCUCAACUGGCUGUGUGUGUUGGAGCACGUGGAGGUUUUCCUGGAGAUGGGGGCCUGCAAGCUGUGGGGGGACGUGGGCCGCUGGCUGGUGAUUGGACUCAUUCAGAUCUUUAAGGCAAUUUUUCGCCUCAUCCUUCUUCUGUGGUACAAAUCCGGCAUCCAGACUUCACCGCCCAUAAUCCCCCUCGACAGAAGUGCAGAAGUUGUCGGUGAAGAUGGCGUUGACGGGGAGCAGCAAGAUGACGCCUGCUUUGUGGGCCAGAGGUCGGGACGAGUUAUUAGACCACUAGGCAGCGCGCCCGGCCUGCAGGCCCGGCUGUGGGGGGCGCCCGGUCAGAAGAAGACGAGGAGCAGCUUAAGUGAUGAGAAGCUCCACAGCCAACCAACGCAGCUGAGGCUCCAGGAGACCCUGGCUGAGUCCGUGUACAUCGGACGGCCGCUUGUCCACUGUAUCCUUGUCCCGUCUUCGCACCACUCCACCCGGGUAUACAGGAGAGUCGACGUUUCUUCAUCAGUCUCCCUUAAGGGGAAAUUAGUUUUGGACACGGAUCCUACUUCCAUACGCAUCCAUGCACUCAGUCCUAAUGUCUAUCCGACUUGGCGAGUGAAUAAAGAUGAGGAGAUAACGCUCCCUCAGGAUGUUAGCGUCCUCUUUCAGGGCAUCGAUCCCAACGUGACGGGUCACUCCAGAUGUUUGUCUUCCUUUAGUUUCACGGUGCUCAGCGGCAGGAAGUUCCAAAAUCGCUGGGAGAAGGCCGAGAUGAGGAGGAGAACCUUUCUUCUGCUGUACUACCUUCUGCGUUCCCCCUUCUACGACAAAUACUCAGAGGAAAAGAUUCUCUUCCUGCUCCGACUGCUGGCCGAUCACGUCCCAGGAAUCGGCCUCGUUGCACGCCCUCUGAUGGAUUACCUCCCCACCUGGCAGAAGAUCUACUUCUACAACUGGGGAUAAAGCCUGCUGGAGGUCUCACAUCUGUGUUUGCAAGUCAAAAAAA
Etheostoma cragini (Arkansas darter) is the source of this 1445-nucleotide messenger RNA. RefSeq names its product peroxisomal biogenesis factor 16 (gene pex16). The transcript is spliced from 11 exons. The coding region runs from base 185 to 1402 and encodes 405 amino acids. Gene Ontology annotation, biological process: peroxisome organization. Gene Ontology annotation, cellular component: peroxisomal membrane. The record is from RefSeq and is a predicted model, not a curated record. NCBI's taxonomy places the organism in Eukaryota, Metazoa, Chordata, Actinopteri, Perciformes, Percidae.